This is a messenger RNA of Drosophila guanche, 1513 nucleotides long. RefSeq lists its product as uncharacterized. The coding region runs from base 254 to 1507 and encodes 417 amino acids. Lineage: Eukaryota; Metazoa; Arthropoda; Insecta; Diptera; Drosophilidae. The record is from RefSeq and is a predicted model, not a curated record. The transcript is spliced from 3 exons.
GAAGAGCCGGCCCUGCUCUCGGCAUUAAUAUGAAUCGCCAUACCCGUCGGGUUCUCUCAAUUAGCACCUGGAUCUGCGCCACAGUAUGCCCCCAAAACUAUGGCCUGUCUCAGCUCAGUCUUCGUUGUAAUACAAGCGCGUUCGGACGUGCCUUCGAGUCGGGCCAUUACCAUCCAUCCAUUCCGCGUCCCUUUCAGAUCUACGAGCGAUCUUCGUGCGAAAACCGAAAGUGAAUCGAUUAUCUUGCCUAGUCAUGCCUGCUGCUGCCACACACUCCUCGCGCCUCCUGGCCAUCGUGGCCAUCUUCUUCAGCAGCUACAUUCUGGGCAUCUACAGUGCGGCACGUGCCAGCAGUCAGCAAGUGCAGCAAGUGCAGCAGCUGGAAGCGCCACUUGCCAGCCAAAAUGACAGUCUGGACCUGCAGGCAGGAACCAACUCCAGUCUGGCACGCAGUGACUCACGACAUCCUCGCUGGUUUCCCUUUUACACAAUCGGUCGCUUCUCCAAUGACAUUUGCACGGGCAACAAUCUGCUGCUGGGCACAUGCGUCAUUUCUGGCGAGUGUUCGGACAAUAGCGGAGUGGGCGCCGGCAGUUGCUCCACCAUUACCAGCCAGGCCAUCUGCUGUAUAUAUCAAAGGACAUGCGGCGCGAGCACCUCGUACAACAAUACUUACUUCUACAACAGCAAUUAUCCGGCGCCGUAUGCCGGAGGCGGUCGCUGCUCCAUUGUGGUGACGCCACCGGACUCAAGCAUCUGCCAGCUGCGCGUGGAUUUCCUUGCUCUGUCGCUGGCUCCACCCACGGGUGAUGGAUUGUGCAGCACCGAUGCGCUGACCAUUACGGGCGGUGCCUCACAGGUGCCCAGCAUUUGUGGCGAAAACUCCGGCCAGCAUGUCUACGUGGACUUUAAUGGCGUCAGUCCCAUCACCAUCUCGGUGGCCACCUCAGCGGGCUACACAUUCAAUCGCCAGUGGCAGCUCCAGAUACGAAUGCUGGGCUGCUCGUCGGCCACGUUGGCGCCUUCCGGUUGCCUGCAGUACUAUAUGCCCACCAGUGGCACGUUCGCCAGCUUCAAUUACGUGUCCGCUGCCUCCUCCGCUCUGAACUCGAUUGGGGUGCAGGGCACGCGGCAGCUGGCAAACACCAGAUACGGCAUCUGCAUACGCAAGGCGGCUGGCAUCUGUUCCAUCACCUACAGACAGGUCGGCUCCGACACAUACUCCUUUACGCUGACCAACGAUGUGGGCGCCGUGGAUCCCGCACUGCUGGCCACAUCCUCCGUGCAGAGUCAGGACUGCACCACCGACUACAUUGUCAUUCCAGCACCCACGCAGGGAGGCGUUUCGUUGGCCAGCGAUCGUUUCUGCGGCCUCGGACUGGUGUCCACCACAACUUCAGCAAAACCUUUUGUUGUCUACACGGUGACCGAUGGCAAUGAGGAUAUGGACAUAUCGAAUCGAGGCUUCUACUUGUCCUAUUCACAGAAUGCAUGUCCAAUUUUAUAGCUUAAC